AGGAGGCUCAGAUGGCCAGACAAGACCACGCACGCAGACCCAUCAAUGCUGCUGAAUGGAUCAACAGUUGACGUCUGUUAAGUGUGGUGGGGGACCCCCUUCAAGGUUUCAUCACUGACUCUACAGUACAGUACAUAUGUAUGUGCCCAUUGCCUAUUUAGGACUACGGUACAGAUAGAGGGUGAGUGAAGACUGCUGAGAGAUGACGGACCUGGAGGCAUCGACAGUGGGUGACCCCCCUCCCCCAUACAUGAUCUUCCUCCUGGUUUUCUUCUUCUUCAUCACGGGCCUCCUGGGUUUCCUGGUCUGCCACCUUCUGAAGAAGAAGGGCUACCGCUGCAGGACAGGGGAGGAGGAAGAUGAAGAUGAGGAGGAGUGUGAGCAGAAACUGGGACCAGACAAGAAUGCUUGGGGGCAAGCUGCUUCGCCAGACAAUCUUUCAUGUAUUACAGAUGAUGAAGAAGAGGACCAUCAAGACACUGUUGAACAAAUCCUGAAGUGCAUCAUUGAAAAUGAAGCCAACAUGGAAGCCUUCAAGGAGAUGCUAGGAAAACAGGAUAUUUGUGAACAUCAUGAUCCUACGUUACUGCGCAAAGAGAGCCUGGGGGGUAUUCCACCUCAUCACCACACCGUGCACUCUGGAGCCCAGCUUGACCACAAGUCCUGCACGCUCUGUGUGCAAGGGCGCUCCAAGAAGGCCCGACGCCGGAGCCGUGUACCUCGGACCAUUAAGCCGAGAACGCCGGGAGAGAGGAGAGAGUCCACUGUGUUCGCUGUGGGAAGGUUCCGAGUCACCCACAUGGACAAAAAGGAUCAGGGGUCUGGCGACCAGUUAGACCAAUCAGAGGCUCUGGAUAGUGAGAAGGGGGAUGAGGACGACCCCCAGAGGAAGGAGGGGUACAACCUGCGGAGCAUGUUCAAAGACGUCAAAACGGACAGCACCAAUGGUGUGGUUCCCAUCGUGGCCAAGCGGAAGAAGAGUCUGGUUCUGUUCUCCCCACGCAGAGGUAGUGAUCCAGUGGGGGCCAAAGUGCCACUGAGCCAGCCCAUGGUAGAAGAGGAACCCCUCUUCACUGCUCCAGUGCAGACCUCCAGCCCUGUGAAGAUCCUGUCGUCCCAGCCCAGCCUGGACUCUGGUGCACCUGACGACACUGAGAUGGCUCCUGUUAAAAUGUACCCUACUAGGGUCACUUUUGUAGUGUCCCCCACAGAGAGUCCCGUACCAGUCUCUCCCAACACGAGUCCAAGAGGCGUCUCCCCUCUAACACCCCCAAUGCAAGAUUCCCCCACCACCACCCCAGUACAAGUCACCCCCAUGACCCCUGAGAUAUUACCCCUUACCCAAGGCUCGUAUAAUAACCCUAGUCUUAGCGCCUUAAAUGUCUCUCUUACCCCUACCCCUGUACAAGCCUCUCCAACCUCUAACCUCUUGAAUGUCUCACCUGACCUGUCCUCCAGAAAUGUGUCCCCCUCCCCUACUCAUUUAAAUGUUUAUCCUACCCCUUUCCCCAUACAAGUCUCCCCUGGCCAGUCGUCCAGAAAAGUGUUUUCUUCCUCUAGCCCGUUAAAUGUCUCUCCUGCCCCUACCCCCUUAAUGGUGUCCCCCACCACUCUACCCCGUAGCAUUCUAAAGAAUACUACUACUUUUGUCAAGGUGGACGAAACCUCACCAACCACGAAAGGGCCAGAGGACAAGUUUGAGAGCCUUGCUACUGUCAGGGCUGACAAAGUUUCUCCCACUGCUGUUCCUGUGAAAGUCUGCCCCACUGUGGACCCCAUGAAAGUCUCCCCCACCACGGCUUCCAUGAAAGUCUCUCCCACCUCAACCUCCGUCAAGAUCUCCCCCACCAGCGGAGACCCUUUAGAGGACAAGCUGGAGGUAGGGAGUGUUACCAUAGUCAAAGCCAGCCCGGACAGUCAGAUGGAGUUCUAUGUGGUGCGUACGGCUGAGUUAAUGAAGGAGGAGGAAGAGGAGGACCCUGCUGUGGCUCAGAGCACCCCAGAGAAAGGGAAGGAUGAUGAGGUGGAGAUGGAGGGCAUACAGGACUGUCGGGUCAGCCAAGAGGAGGGUGUGUCUCUGGAGGAGAAGAGAUCAGUGCACAGUCAGCACAAGUGGUGAAAGAGAGAGAGAGAAAGAGAGAUAGAGAGAGGACACGCUGGGAUGGGGGAGGGGGAAAGACUGGCCACACCCAACUGUGACAAACGGAUAUAUUGCAAUACUACGGAGCUAAACCGAACCAGGCCAUGGCAAAACUGAACUAUACGAGACUGAGACAGGCUGUCUGGAACCAACUAGACCUUGACAUGGCUUUAAAACGGCGGGGGCAUACCAGCAAGGCUGUGAUUUAUUAAUUGAUAUAGACAAGUUGUGGUUAGCUAAGCACUGGCACCUUAUAUCCAGAUGUAUUGAUAUUAAAGGCUUGCAUAAUGUGGCUAACAGCACUGCUACAGUACUACUUCUAUUAUCAACAGACAGUGCAAGCCCAGGCCUCCAUCUACAAGUGCACUUUUUUUGAAAACACUGCUCACAGACUGCAUUUUACAACAAUCAACUUUAACCCCAACAACAAUCAACUACACCACAGUGUAAAUCGACCAACAGCAAAUAACGGGUAAUAUCUGUGUAUUCUAAUUUAUUGUCAGUCCGAUCUCUAACUCUUCUACAUCAGCGGGGGCUGCUGAGCGGAGGACGGAUCAUAGUAAUGGAUGGAACGGAAUAAAUGGAAUGGUAUCAAACAUGUGGUUUCCAUGUGUUUUAUAACAUUCCAUGUACUCCAUUCCAGCCAUUAUUAUGAGCCGACCUCCCCUCAGCAGCCUCCAAUGUUCUAUAGAGUUGAAGUCGGAAGUUCACAUACACCUUAGCCAAAUACAUUUAAACUCAGUUUUUCACAUUUCCCUGACAUUUAAUCCAAGUAAAAAUUCCCUGUCUUAGAUGAGUUAGCAUCACCACUUUAUUUUAAGAAUGUGAAAUGUCAGAAUAAUAGUAGAGAGAAUGAUUUAUUUAAGCUUUUAUUUCUUUCAUCACAUUCCCAGUGGGUCAGAAGUUUACAUACACUGAAUUAGUAUUUGGUAGCAUUGCCUUUAAAUUGUUUAACUUGGGUCAAAAGUUUUGGGUAGCCUUCCACAAGCUUCCCACAAUAAGUUGGGUGAAUUUUGGCCCAUUCCUCCUGACAGAGCUGGUGUAACUGAGUCAGGUUUGUAAGGCCUCCUUGCUCACACACGCUUUUUCAGUUCUGCCCACAAAUUUUCUAUGGGAUUGAGGUCAGGGCUUUGUGAUGGCCACUCCAAUACCUUGACUUUGUUGUUCUUAAACCAUUUUGCCACAACUUUGGAAGUAUGCUUGGGGUCAUUGUCCAUUUGGAAAGCCCAUUUGCGACCAAACUUUAACUUCCCGAAUGAUGUCUGGAGAUGUUGCUUCACCAGUCCCUCUUGCAUCAAAGCACGCCACAACAUGAUGCUGCCACCCCCGUGCUUCACGGUUGGGAUGGUGUUCUUCGUCUUGCAAGCCUACCCAUUUUUCCUCCAAACAUAACAAUGGUCAUUAUGGCCAAACAGUUAUAUUUUUGUUUCAUCAGGCCAGAGGACAUUUCUACAAAAUGUAGGAUCUUUGUCCCCAUGUGCAGUUGCAAACCGUAGCCUGGAUUUUUAUGGCAGUUCGGAGCAGUGGCUUCUUCCUUGCUGAGUGGCCUUUCAGGUUAUGUCGAUAUAGGACUCGUUUUUACUGUGGAUAUAGAUACUUUUGUGCCGGUUUCCUCCAGCACAAGGUCCAUUGCUGUUGUUCUGGGAUUGAUUUGCACUUCUCACACCAAAGUACGUUCAUCUGUAGGAGACAGAAUGCAUCUCCUUCCUGAGCGGUAUGACGGCUGCAUGGUCUCAUGGUAUUUAUACUUGCAUACUAUUGUUUGUACAGAAUAACGUGGUACCUUCAGGCGUUUGGAAAUUGCUCCCAAGGAUGAACCAGACUUUUGGAGGUCAACAUUUUUUCUGAGGUCUUGGCUGAUUUCUUUUAAUUUUCCCAUGAUGUCAAGCAAAGAGGCACUGAGUUUGAAGGUAGACCAUGAAAUACAUCCACAGGUGCACCUCCAAUUGACUCAAAUUAUGUCAAUUAGGCUAUCAGAAGCUUCUAAAGCCAUGACACCAUUUUAUGGAAUUUUCCAAGCUGUUUAAAGGCACAGUCAACUUAGUGUAUGUAAACUUCUGAUUCACUGGAAUUGUGAUACAGUUAAUUAUAAGUGAAAUAAUCCGUAUGUAAACAAUUUUUUGAAUAAUUUGCUGUGUCAUGCACAAAGUAGAUGUCCUAACCGACUUGCCAAAACUAUAUAGUUUGUUAACAAGAAAUUUGUGGAGUGGUUGAAAAGCAAGUUAUAAUGACUCCAACCUAAGUGUAUGUAAACUUCCGACUUCAACUGUAUAUACCAUACUAUGGAAUUAGAGCCAGAAACUGCCUAUGAGUAACUCAAGGUUCCCUUUCAGUUGGUCACUCGGUAUAACAUACUAUGAGGAGUCACCUGAAGAAACUAAAAACACGCCCAACGGGCCAAUAAAUGCAAAGUCCGCCCUCAGAAGCCCCAACUUUCCUAGCCAUAACACCUGGGUUCGUAUUAAUUUCCUCAAUUCUCCGCUCUUCAGCUCACCUGAAGGAGAACUUGUCACUCGAUUUACAAGCACACAAAGAUUACUGGUUUCGGCUCUGUACUCGUCCCCCAAGAUUUUGCGAGUUUUGGGUCUUGGUAUCGGUUUUUGUGUUAGCUAAAAGCUAAUUACUUUCUGCUCUGCUUGUGUAGCUAAUGCUUCGUUGCUUGAAUAGGUUUUGUGUUUGCAAAAAGCCGACUACCUCUGCUGUGCUUGUGUAGCAAGUGCUUCCUUGCUUAAGUAAGAUGGUCAAAAAGGCUAACCUGCUGGAUUUGAACCUCCGACCAUGACCAUAUGAUUUCACAAUGAAAUUGAAAGAUACUCACAAGUGCUGUCCUGUUUGCCUGGGGUGGACACAUACACUCAGGCUGCCUUGGCAUGGACUAGUUCGUGUGACCGGUGUCACCGGCUGAAUUUAGACUGAAUUUAGACUCUAUUGUAUGUUGACUUCUUAGAUUGGGGUUACUGAAGAAGUCCCUUUCUUAAAAAAAAAAUUAACAAUUAUGGCGGCCUGAGAGAGAGGGGCUGUUUUGUUGGUUGGAAUUGUUACCCUCCGUCAUGCAGGGGCCUGGGGUUCAAUUCCCCGAUGGGCAACCCAGCCAAGCUAUGGGCUAGUUGGCUGGGUUCUCUUCUUCCCUGAAGGGCAACCGCAUUCUGGAAAGGAUGUGGUGUCUCUGACUGGUUCUGGGGGGUUUUCAGAGAAGGAGGUGGAUGAGCUAGCUCAGGCAGCUUCAUGUUUCUACCACGGAUGUCACGUUGAGCUGCAGAGCAGUGGCCGGCGGUAUGGCUCUCCUUCGCAACGGAGGUAGCCCAGGUUGGGGAAAGUUUUACCACCUGUGAUGACUGCGAUAAAGUGUCACUUGACUCUCUUUACGUUUUUUUACUUGAAAUAACUCACAUUCAGCCAAGUUGCAUGAAAUGUGGAACUGUUUUAGAGGGGGCACGUUUCGCUUUCAUGCUAGUAUGGAACGCUAGUUAGCCACCUGGCCUCUGAGGCAAACAGAGAGGCUAAUCCUUGUCCUUUGCUCCCAAAUAGAGCACGGCUUGCAUGCUAGUUGGUCAUAAAUAACCUAUCGGAGCCGGGAGAAUGAGUUUUGGGAAAGCCAAUUUCGCCGAAGGAGUGUUUGGCUCAGCAAUGGAGUCCAUGCAGUCCCGUUCCUAGAAGAAGCAAAAGCAGGAAGUAGAAGUGCUUUCCUGCUGGGAAAAAGCAUGUGAACGCCCGUCCAACUCUAUGACUAGAAGACUCGGUUAUGAUAUCUGGACCCAAAUCUUUUUCAUAUGCAGGGCCUCGAUGUCAUGCACCACUGAGAAUGACAAACAAGGGCACUUUAUUUUGUUUGUCAAUGGUGACGUUGUGCAUUUGCAUUUUGGUAAUUUGGUGGACGCUCUUAUCCAGAGCAACUUGCAGUAAUGAGUGCAAUACUUCUACCCAAGGGUCUAUGGUGUCCAAGGGUAUCAAAAGUAUGGUAUCACCCAUAUGUGAGCAUAAAUCAGUCUCUUCAGUCAGACACAAGGUUGUCGGGAGUGGUGGCUGUGAGAGGACAUGACAAAAUAACCACAUUAUCCCAGUCCUCAAGGUGGUGCUCCACCCCUGCAGAUGACAAUGUAUGGGAGGUUGGCCGUGUGCUCCGCCCAGUGGUGGGCUGGUGAGGCGUCACCAUGGGUGUGUCCUAGCGCCUGUAGUGGGCUAUUCGGUUGGUUCUCGUGUUAGAAGUACAGAGCGGUUGGUAUAGCCGGUAUUCCCAAGUUCCUAAGAGCAAUGGAACACUGCAUCAAAUCCUGGACUUGUGUGGUUUGGACAAGCACCUUAAGGUGUACAAGUUCAAAAUACUCACGCUUCUGCGGCUACUAGAGUCGAGGCUUCACUGCAAUUGGUUCACGUAGCUACUCGUCUGGAUGCAUCUCGCCAUUGCCAUCAGUUGCUGAAGAUAUCCCCAUCGUGCCUGAGGGUGUUAACUCCUUAGAGAACCCUGCGACUGUUGUUGCCAUUGGCUGGGUAGUGUCCUGCAGGGUGAUCACAACAGACGCAUCCUCACUGGGAUGACAAGCGCUGUGUGUGGGCUACUCGGAAAGUGGGAUUUGGUUGAUAGCGCUAAGGGCGCUGCAUAUCAAUUACCUGGAGCUACUGGCUGUUUUGCUGGCACUGAGGCGCUUUCUUCCGAUAUUGGAGGGCCAGCAUGUGUUGGUAAGUUCUGACAACACUCUCUCUCUUGAACCUGGCUCAUUAUCUGCUCAUAGGGAGUAAUGGGCAUUUCCUGUUGCUCAGGGUGACAUGCCUUCCAGAUCUCUCAACGUGGGUGUGGAUCUACUUUCCAGGGUGGGUCCUCUCUCAAUGGAGUGGAAACUUCACCCCUCGGUGGUUGCCCAGAUAUGGGAUCUGUUCGGCAAGGCCGACGUAGAUCUUUACACAUUGUGAGAAAACCACUCAUUGUUGCUUGUUCUUCUCAAUAAAGGAUCUGGGGAAUGAAUACUUUGGCACAUCAGUGGCCUCGGGUUUGGCUUUAUGCUUUUCCUCCGGUGGACCUCAUUCAGGCCACCUUGAAAGGGUCUGUCAGGAGUGUCUGUUGUUGAUUCUGGGGGCCAGACAACCCUGGUUCCCAUCAUUCACCUGUGGAGAGUUCUGUGUUGUCUGUAUCUGUUGUCCCAGGUGCACGAUAUGUUUGGUAUACACAACUGUAGAUAUGAAAUAUGUGGGUUUGGCCCCUGAAAGGCUGAAAUUGGCGGCUAGGGGUUUAUACCCUCGAACUUGAUUAUGACUUUACAGUCGGGCACGAGCUUCCUCUAACGUCUAAGUUGUGUGCGUUUAAGAGUUGGUGUAAGAUUAAAGGAUUUUCUCCUUUACAGAGCUUUGGUGGACAUGUUGGUGUUCUUGCAAGAGCUUUAUGAGCAGGGCAUUUCUUUUCUACACUAUAAGUUUGUGGCAGCCAUCUUAGCGUGUCAUGUAGGGAUUGAUGGCUCUACCCCGGGGUUUCAUCCUCUGGUGGUGCGGUUCCUGAAAAGCGUGCGUCGGCUCAGACCAGUGUCUAAGUCUAUGGCACCGACCUGGGACCUGGAUUUGGUCCUGGACACAUUGUGUGAGCCUCUUUUUGAACCAUCGGAGUCUGUGGACCUGAAGGUCCUUUCCUACAAGACUGUCCUGCUUAUGGCCUUGGCGGCAAAGUGCGUUGGGGCGAUCUCCACACGCUAUCAGUACACCCUUCCUGUUUGGAGUUUGCGCCUGCAAGGUGGUGUUACGUCCUAAUGCAUCUUUUGCUCCUAACGGUUAACCCUAAUUCCUACAGCUUUUCAGCUGUUCCCUGUCUCACCUCCUCCGUUUGCUUCCAGCGAACAAAGGAAGUUGCAUGGCCUGUGUCUGGUGCGUGCUUUACGCACAUACAGUAUAUGGAUAGGAUCAAGGAUAUCCAUGUUUGUGACCAGUUUUUUGUCUGUUUCGCUAAUCCAGCUUGGGGUAGGUUGCUUUCAUCUUUCUCAUUGGAUUGUGGAGGCUAUCUAAUUGGCAUGUACAGCAAAAGACAAGGGUUUACCUAGCGGUGUGCAUCCUCGCUCCGUUAUGGGUGUGGCUGUGUCUUGGGCAUUGUUCAGGGGAAUUAUGAUUCUUGAUAUCUGUGCUGCAGCGAGUUGGGGUUCCCCACAGGCCUUUGUGAGGUUUUAUCUGUUGGACAUAACUGCUCCCAGUGUGAUUCAUAGUGUUCUUAUGGCUGGGUCCGGGAGUUAGACAGAGCGCAGAUUGUGCAUUUAUCCGGGUUGCUACAGUUUCCUUGUGGGUUUGAGCCUUGGACUGCCGUGGUUCGUUGAUGAGGCGGCACACAAAUGCUAAUUUUCAAGUCACAGCAGAUGCCCUGUUGGUUUGGACUUGCGGCUCCUUGUGAGUUCUGGCAUUCCAGACUCCUUGGGUCUCUGUGGGAGCCUUUUUGGAACCGGUAAGGUCUACGGACUUGGGCCGCCUUGGUCGAUGUUAGGCAGCGUUUUGUCCGGGUUACCACAGUUUUCCUGUGGAUUUGAGCCUUGGGCUGCCAAAUGCAAUAUGCAUUUGUCAGGCAGCGGCAGGUAGAAUUGGGCCAGUAGUGGUUAGAGCGUUGAGCCAGUAACCAAAAGGUAGUUGGGUCGAAUACCCGACCCUGUAAAACAACACAUUUCACUGCACCUAUCCGGUGUACAAUACGUGACAAUAAAACAUCUAUUUUUUAGGGUUACCACAAUUCCCUGUAGAUUUGAGCCUUGGGCUCUGGUCAAUGCUAUGCAGUGCGCGUGUGCGCUUUACCAAGUCACGACAGGUGUUCUGUUGUUUUGGACUUGCAGUGCCUUGUACAAGUUAUGACAUUUCAGGCUCGUAAGGUAAAUAAGUAUUGUUCUUGGAACCGUGGGGUCUAUGCAGUGGCAGCGUGUCAGUGCGCAUAACCAAGUUGCUGCAGGUUCUGGUUAUCUAUAUGGGGCUCUGACAGUUCAGGCCUCAUGAGGCUCUGACAGGUCAUGUCUCUCGGAUAAGUGUUAGGGAAAAAUAUGGCUUCUAUAACCCCUUUCUGGAGCCUGUGGAACCUUGGUGCUUGGGCUGCCGUGGGCCUCCUAGUUUGGUACCCCCUGAGCCGGCUUUUGGUAUGAGUGUAUGUCCCCAUAGUAUGUUAUGCCGAGUGACCGACUGAAAGGGAAUGUACAGUUAUGAAUAUAACUAAUGUUUCCUAAAGGAAGGAACGAGGUGUAACAUAUUUUGGCCCUGUGCCCCGUCAGGGUGAUUGGGCUCGCUGUAGUGGUACUGAUUUGAGGAAAUUAAUGCAAGCCCCGGUGUUAUAGCCAGGAAGGCGGGGCUACCGAGAGUGGACUCUGUAUUCAUUGGCCCGUUGGGUGUUUUUAGUUUGCUUCAGGUGUGAUUGGUCGUCGACUCUCCAUAGUAUGUUUUUAAUUUUUUACUUUAGUUUAUUUAGUAAAUAUUUUCUUAACUCUAUUUUCUUAAAACUGCAUUGUUGGUUAAGGACUUGUAAGUAAGCAUCACGGUAAGGUGACCUCACUAUACCUGUUGUAUUCAGCGCAUGUGACAAAUAAAAUGUAAUUUUAUUUGUAUGUUAUACCUCAUACCCUCCUUCAGGGAACAGUAGUUAUAUUCAUAAAUGUACGUUUUUAUCUAGCCAUCUGAAAUAAAUAGUCCUUAAACAACUAUAACAAAUACUCAAUCAUAUUUCAGUCUGAAUAGUGCUAUUAGCUAAUGACUUUUAGAAUAAAAUGUUAAGGUACUGGAACAUAUUAUUAUUGUUGUUUAUUUGUUUACUUGGAAGCAUACAGGAGCAGCGUACAAUCCGAAGUAUUAUUCUGAUCCUAUUUUAGAAAUUAUAUAGAAAUCAUAGGCCAGCACUGUAGUUGAUAAAAACACAUCAUUAGGAUGCUAGUUUAUUUAUUGUGAUUCACAGUAUUCAUUUGUUUGGAAGUAAUUUGUUUACAGUCAGGGUGACCUCACUAUUCCCACUGGACUACAUACUCUUUGGCAAAGAAAACACUCAGAUGCUAAUAGUUAGAAGAAAAAGAAAAAAAACAUAUUUUCAGGGGUGUAUUUACAAGGAACGUAGUAGAAGCAAAAGGGCCGAAACAUGGAGGGACCUACCUGAUAUUGUCCAAUGAGAAAGGUUUGUUAUUGUUUUCCGUUGCAAAGCAUUUUGCUACUGUGUGCACUAAUGAAUAUCCCCCAGGUCUGUAGUAGUGAACAGUGUUUCCCUCUAUUGUAUACACACAGCACACAUCUCACCUCUUCUCGCUCAUCGAUUCCCAUUUCUUCUCACUAUACUUCAUAAUUUUAACAAAAUGCCAAUGUGAUUUUUAGGCUAUUUACACAGACAGCCAAAUUCAGAUCUUUUGCCCAAUUAUGUGAAAAAGAUCUGAUUGGUCAAAAGGCAAAUUAGUGGCAAAAGAUCAGAAUUGGGCUGCCUGUGUAAACGCAGCCUUGAUGUGAAACAUAUUCUAUGUCAAGAAGGCAUCAAGGCUGUGUAAUUCUUUUUGCACAACAUAUGUCUUUAUUGUUAUGCAGAGAAUACGGUUUUAGCCAUGCGAUGACAAUAUUCCUGAGCUUUACUUGACUUUAUGGAAAUAAUGUGCACUGUUGAAUACCAGUUUAUUUCAUCUAGAUUUGCUUCCUUAAUGUCAACAGGGAUGUAAUUGAAUAUUCGUUGAAAGUGAUGACAUCGGUGUCAAUUUACUACAAAUGCAUUGCACUUGUGUAAGGUGUAAGGUUUUGAUGUGACUAAAUCAUUAAUUGAAUACUUGUUUUGAAAACAAAUGUAUGAUUUUUGUUUUGUCAAGGAAGCAAAUGCCAGGUUAAAUGACUGUGAUCCACUUCAGAAUGUAAAGGGUUGAUCAGAUAUGAAUGGGAUUGUUUGUGUAGCCUUGUAGAGAUAGUAUAAACAUUUAAAAUGAUAAUACGCAAUAAAGAACAGCUAACAUAACAGCGCUUAAAUGCAUUAGAUAUACUGUUUAUUUUCAUAUACAUCAGUGGUGUGAAAUGGUCAAGAAAUGAAGAGCUUACUAUAUACUGUAUGCCACAGGCAUAAAUGUUUCACCAGCAAAUAGUACUGUCACUACACGUGUGAAUGGUAAUAUGGUUACAGCUCCACCAAGCACAGAAUAUGACUGAUUUCAAUUAAGAUUUAAUGUUUUCAAAUGAACUGGUAAACAAAAGCACACUAAUCAAAGCAAUAUUUUUGUUACCUACAUUUGGUCCCUUCUGCUGUUUAUGGCUGCUACAUGUAUUACCAGUUCACAGCAAUUACCUAACUCCUCAAGUAGUCUCACUCUGUGUCCAUUGAGUUUAAACUAUAUCUAAAUGUGUUUGUAGCGGCCUUAGAAUCAUAUAUUGCAUGUGUCUUAAUUGACAGAAGCUGGAAAAACAUAAGGUAAACAUACAUGUACAGAACCAGUUUGAACACACCUACUCAUUCAAGGGUUGUUCUUUAUUUUUACAAUUUUCUACAUUGUAGAAUAAUAGUGAAGACAUCAAAACUAUGAAAUAACACAUAUGGAAUCAUGUAGUAACCAAAAAAGUGUUAAACAAAUCAAAAUAUAUUUUAUAUUUGAGAUUCUUCAAAGUAGCCACCCUUUGCCUUGAUGACAGCUUUGCACACUCUUGGCAUUCUCUCAACCAGCUUCACCUGAAAUUAUUUUCCAACAGUCUUGAAGGAGUUCCCACAUAUGCUGAGCACUUGUUGGCUGCUUUUCCUUCACACUGCGGUCCAACACAUCCCAAACCACCUCAAUUGGGUUGAGGUUGGGUGAUUGUGAUGGCUAGGUCUUCUGAUGCAGCACUCCUUCACUCUCCUUCUUGGUCAAAUAGCCCUUACACAGCCUGGAGAUGUGUUGUAUCAUUGUCCUGUUGAAAAACAAAUGAUAGUCCCACUAAGCUCAAACCAGUUGGGAUGGCGUAUCGCUGCAGAAUGCUGUGGUCGCCAUGCUGGUUAAGUGUACCUUAUUCUAAAUAUAUCACUGACAGUGUCACCAGCAAAGCACUCCACACCUCCUCCAUUCUUCACGGUGGGAACCACACAUGCGGAGAUCAUCCGUUCACCUCCUCUGCAUCUCACAAAGACACAGUGGUUGGAACCAAAAAUCUCAAAUUUAUCAGACCAAAGGACAGAUUUGCACCAGUCUAAUGUCCAUUGCUCAUUUUUCUUGGCCCAAGCAAGUCUCUUCUGCAUAUUGGUGUCCUUUAGUAGUGGUUUCUUUGUAGCAAUUUGACCAUGGAGGCCUGAUUUACACAGACUCCUCUGAACAGUUGAUAUUGAGAUGUGUCUGUUACUUGAAUUCUGUGAAGCAUUUAUUUGGGCUGCAAUCUGAGUUGCAGUUAACUCUAAUGAACGUAUCCUUUUCAGUAGAGGUAACUAUGGGUCUUCCUUUUUUGUGGUGGUCCUCAUGAGAGCCAGUUUCAUCAUAAUGCUUGAUGGUUUUUGCGACAGCACUUGAAGAAACUUUCAAAGUUUUUUUUCAGGAUUUUCUGGAUUGACUGACCUUCAUGUCCUAAAGUAAUGAUGAACUGUCAUUUCUCUCUGCUUAUUUGAGAUGUUCUUGCCAUAAUAUGGACUUGGUCUUUUACCAAAUAGGACUAUCUUCUGUAUACCACCCCUACCUUGUCACAAAAAAACUGAUUGGCUCAAAUGCAUUAAAAAGGAAACUAAUUCCAAAAAUUAACUUUUAACAAGGCACACCUGCAUUCCAGGUGACUACCUCUCGAAGCUGGUUGACAGAAUGCUAAGAGUGUGCAAAGAAGAAUCAAAAACAAAGAAGAAUCAAAAAUAUAAAAUAUAUUGUGAUUUGUAGAACACUUUUUUGGUUAAUACAUGAUUCCAUGUGUUAUUUCAUAGUUUUGAUGUCUUCACUAUUAUUCUACAAUGUAGAAAAUGGAAAUAAAAAUAAACACAAACCCUUGAAUGAGUAGGUGUGUCCAAACUUUUGACUGAUACUAUAUACUAUUAAUCAACGACCUGAUGAUUUGAGUAUGUCUCAAAUGUGAAAAUGCAGCUGUACAACAAACAAUUAUUAAGGAAUCAAAGUAUAUAUUAAAGUUAUGAAUUUUA
Messenger RNA from Oncorhynchus nerka (sockeye salmon), 13178 nucleotides. Its product is annotated as serine/arginine repetitive matrix protein 1-like. The transcript has 5 exons. Gene Ontology annotation, biological process: positive regulation of p38MAPK cascade; positive regulation of cell-substrate adhesion. NCBI's taxonomy places the organism in Eukaryota, Metazoa, Chordata, Actinopteri, Salmoniformes, Salmonidae. Bases 203 to 2119 code for a protein of 638 amino acids. The record is from RefSeq and is a predicted model, not a curated record.